Desarmillaria tabescens is the source of this 1347-nucleotide messenger RNA. RefSeq lists its product as uncharacterized. The record is from RefSeq and is a predicted model, not a curated record. Gene Ontology annotation, molecular function: oxidoreductase activity, acting on the CH-OH group of donors, oxygen as acceptor; FAD binding. The transcript has 15 exons. Lineage: Eukaryota; Fungi; Basidiomycota; Agaricomycetes; Agaricales; Physalacriaceae. Bases 1 to 1347 code for a protein of 448 amino acids.
AUGCUGUGCGAGAAAAACAGGUUUCUUGUCCUAUGCCUGCCACCUUACAACACCUUCGACGGACCCGGGUUUCCCGCUUGCAAUGCUGUUUCGCAGAUCUACCGGCCUUCGACGGUUGACGAGAUGAUCAACAUUAUCAAGAAUGCCAGUGCUAACGGCAUUCCGGUACGAGCCAGCGGCGUAAAUGACACGAUGUGCUCAGACGACCCUAAUACAAUCAUAAUUAAGACCGACGCUGUUAACGGCAUCUCUAAUCUCCAGCUGACAGAUGGUAUCGGAAGUGUAGUUGUUGAGGCCGGCGUCACAUUUCCACAGUUGGCAGAAUGGUUACAUGAACGUGGUGCAGCACUGGGAUACACUCUUGUUAAUUGGAACAUUACCAUAGCCGGCGCCGUUGCUAUGGGGGCCCACCGGUCCUCCUUACGUGAAGACUCGCAGGUGUCUAGUGCCGCGGGCGAUCUUGUUCACCUUGAGAGGGACCAAACCAACGACACCUGGCUAGCCGCCACCACAUCGCUCGGGCUGCUCGGAGUCAUCGCUCGAGUGGAAAUUGCGGUCGUCUCAGAUUACAAGGUGUACGCGAAUCAGACCAUCUUAGAUGAGGACGACGUCUUGAAUGGAGAUAUAUAUGCACAAAUUUCACCGUAUGUGACUGCAAACUAUUGGGGUUGUUUUCAUCUUCGAACGUACGGCUCAUUUCAUUUUCAGUCCACAUUUUCUCUGACUGAUAUCGAAGCAAGCUCGCGCUUAUCUUACUCAAUGCCGGUCAAAAACCUCAGCCUUCCCAACUUUUUCAGCGAGAGUGUGUUGUACCGCCAUCUGGACAGCUCCGAACUUCCAUGGUGGGUGGUCAUCGUCGCUAGAAUAGUUACAGCCGCUGAUUUGUUGUUAGAGAAAACAUAUGACGUACCUCUCUUCAGCUGGCCUGUUUAUGGAAACAGCUUACGAUCCAAUCAGCUCCUAAAGCGCGUUCGUGAACUGUUCGAUCAGUCGGCGGCUGACGGCAAGGCGGUAACAUCGACGUAUCGAAGCUUUUUAGGUCAGACGACUGAACGUGUCGGCGAAGUUCCCGGUGACUGGUCUAAGGGCGCUAUCAUGUUUGAUUUCCCAACCUUCCGGCCAACCUUGGGCGACCACCAUCGCUAUAACGAAGAAUGGUGGACGAAUUCCUCCCGUCCCAUUUUCCCAGUCCGUCCGCACUGGACCAAGAAUACUCGUUCGAUAUUCGAACAGUCUUUGAAGAAUCUUGAUCAGGAUAGCUUGUCCCGAUUUGCAGCGGUCAGGAAGCAGUUUGACCCCAAUGGCACUUUCAAGAGUGUCGUUGGAGAGAUUAUUGGCGUCAUGUGA